Molecule: messenger RNA, 621 nt
Organism: Cololabis saira (Pacific saury)
Lineage: Eukaryota; Metazoa; Chordata; Actinopteri; Beloniformes; Belonidae
Exons: 5
Coding region: 1-621 (206 amino acids)
Biological process (GO): response to bacterium
Source: RefSeq, a predicted model, not a curated record
AUGGAGCGCCAGCAGCUGGUCUCUACUGUAAACAAUGGAGCCAUGGGUGUGAACGGGAUCCCUGGACACGGCUGGAUGUGUGAGUCUCAGACUCUGGAGGUCCAGUCUGGUGAAGAUGUCACUCUGAUGUGCUCCAACAUUUCCACAGUUCCUACUCAGAUAGACUGGUUCAGAGUGGUCAACCGAUCUAAACCCAGCUGCAUCUCCUCCAUGUACGAUCCUGAUCACCCUGCUUCACUCUGUGAUGGAUAUCUAGCUGGAAAAUUUGAGAUGAGUUCCAACAUCAGCACUAUCUUUCUUAAAAACAAGCGAGUGGAUUUCUCUGACUCUGGGUUGUAUUUCUGUGGAUUCUACAUAAAUCAACAUACAAUCAUUUAUAAUGCAACAGAGUUAAUCAUUGGAGGUAUUACUGAUUCCAAGGAUGAAGUGGACUUUAAUACGGAAAUAGAAAAGGCUGGCAGACUGACUUUCCUGAUGAGUGUGAUCCUGGGAGCUCUGACAGCUUUCCUCACUCUUGUAGUCAUUGUUCUGGGUGUAAAGAUCAGGACACUUCAGUCAGAUGAUGGGGCCUGCUGGGCUGUGCUGGGUCUCCAGGGGGAGAUGGGAGUGGUGAAAGAAUGA